Molecule: messenger RNA, 765 nt
Organism: Amaranthus tricolor (Joseph's coat)
Lineage: Eukaryota; Viridiplantae; Streptophyta; Magnoliopsida; Caryophyllales; Amaranthaceae
Product: probable F-box protein At5g04010
Exons: 1
Coding region: 1-765 (254 amino acids)
Biological process (GO): SCF-dependent proteasomal ubiquitin-dependent protein catabolic process; gibberellic acid mediated signaling pathway
Cellular component (GO): SCF ubiquitin ligase complex
Molecular function (GO): protein binding
Source: RefSeq, a predicted model, not a curated record
AUGUCUUCCAAUGAUGAUUCCAUACAAAAUGAUCUCCCACCUCCAUGGGAGAUUCUAGACCUUGUUUCCCACCACAUGGACCCACAAACCUUAGCAAUAGCUUCUUGUGUGUCCAAAUCUUGGUCACGAUGUUUCUCUGCUAACCACUUGUGGGACCCAUUUUGCACCACCGCAUUUCCUUCUCUUUCCUCUCUUACGGCCGCGGUGGUCCCUCGCCACCGUCUCUACGCCCUCGCUCACGCCGAGGCACUUCAUCGUAAACGAAAGCCUCGAAAACCUUGUAUUUCACUACACGGUUUGGUAUUUGCUUUAUCCGUUCGCCUCCCGACUGGGGAGGUGAACGUGAUAAUGCCGUGUAGCGACAUGCGGUGGGACCCACAUGGGUUGUUUCGGUUCGACGUUCGAGUCGAUGAGGAGAGGGAGUGGGGAUUAGAGGAAUUGAAGGAGGCGAAGGUGACAUGGGUGGUGGCGGAGAGGGAGUGGAAGGCGGUUUUUACAGUGGCGGAGGAUAGCGGGGCCGGGAAGUUGGCUUCGGUUGUUGACGGAGUAUUUUCGAAGGAGUUGCCGUUGCCGGGGUGUUGUGUGAGCACGUCAGCCGUAUCGGGUGGUCAUGUGGCGGAUAUUAGGGUAGGGUUGAAGGAGCAAGAUAAUAAGAGGAUGAACAAGAUUGAGAAAAUAAGUGUAGGGAUAAUGAGUGUGUUUAAUUGGAGACAUGUUAGUGUUGAUGAUGCUCUCAUUUAUUUGGAGCACUUCCUUCAUGGUUGA